UGGUGAAUAAACAUCUGAAUCAAUUACUAUACUGGGUUAAUAUCUUAGUUUUCUUGGCACUGAGAUGGGAAUUGUAACGGCUAGGCCAAUAUAGUCUCAUUGCAAGAUUAACUACAGCAAGUAUAUAUCAUGUAAUCACGGUCACCGUAUUCCUUAAAAUAGAAAACAUAAUGUUCCAAAAUAGACAACCAACCAGGUGAAUAUGUUGUGUGAUUCUGCAUUAGCUAAUGGCUCGGCCAUUAUAGACCCGGGCUUAUUUCAGGACAAGAAAUAAUGGUGUUCGGUUAUGUCGGUGUCAACAAAUAAAUAGAGAAAAUCAAUCCGUCAAUAUAGUACAUUCUUUUUAAUCUAACAGACAUCAUUAUUAUGUUUGCCAAGUAUAUAACCAUGAUUUAGGUGUACAUUCACGAGGUAAAUUAUUUCAGCAAAAGCACGAGUUCGUGAAAUACCACACGUUCCGUUUUUGUAUCUUAUAUCUAAAUGUAGAGUUUUAAUGUGUUGGUAAUUUUGUGGAUAUUUAUAUUUCUUAAUACAAAAAAUGAUUGUGCGGUGAGAGAAGUGCUGGAGAUUAUUUUCGGUUAAUGUUGGUAACUGACGAUGACCAAUACAAGGAUUCGUAAAGUAUUUAAUAAAACGGAGAUAUUUGUGGACACUGGUAGAUUAUUUGUUUGACUACCACCCAGCUGUGAUUUUCUGUGGAAUAUAAUUUUACACUUACGAUCGGAAAUGUCAGCGCACUUCCAUAAGAUGCAUUUCUUGGGGCUUGUGUCUUUUUCAAUAUACGUCAUCGUCAUGUCUAUUAUCUUCCCAGUAUGUUCGCACGAAAGUGGCCGAAUGAAUUUCGUAAACAAAACAACGUUAUUUGAUAGAGAAUACAGCACGAAACACCCCCGUAUUCUAGAACUUAUCGCUACCAUCAGUGAUAUUAUGUCCUGGAUGAGGUUGGUGGUCAUUUAUGACAGUCACGGCUUAAAUUUACUUUGGGAUUUUUACGACUCUGUGGAAACACAAUACACACCAGCGGCGUUUUUUGAUGUUCACGACUGGAAAGGACAAGAGACAUCUCUGUUAUUAAUGAUACACAAACAAUAUUUCCCAAAUAUUUCAAUCAUUCUGUUUGGGGGCCAUGAUGUUCUCAACCUCUUGGCAAUCGCAAAUACUCUAGAUGCUCGUUCUAAUCGAUCUACAGACUUCAGUCAUAAGUCGUUUUGGAUAUUUGUUCCUGGUGAUGAUAAUACAUGUGUAUUUUCGGUUCUUAAUACUGACCAAAUUGUUCUGGAAAAUAUUGUAAUUAUUUCGUGCUUCGAGUCUUCUGUGGGUGUAUUCACGUUCACUUUAUCUAACAGACGGUUUGCUCUUGUACGAACCUACACAAAAUCAUCCCUCUUCCCAAAUACAUUGUAUGGCUUCAAUGGUAGACAUUUUAUCAUAACUUCUCAUGUCGCGCCGCAGUUUUUUAUUAAGCAUAAUGAUAGUGGAAACAUUACAUACUCAGGUUACGCAAAGACCUUUUGUGAUGCUAUGUCCAGGUUUUUAAACUUUACGUAUAGGUUUGUGGAACCAGAAGAUAACCAAUGGGGCAACCUCGUCAAUGGUUCGUGGGACGGAUUGGUAGCCCAAAUGAUAAGACGCGAAGUUGACAUGGCAGUAGCAGAGCUUACGUUGACUCCAGAUAGGGAAGGGGUGGUUGAUUUUAUUUUGCCGCCUUUUUUUACCCAGGGACUUGGCAUGGUGUUCCGAAAGGAAGAUGAUUCGACCAAAGGAUGGUUAAAUAUCAUGCAGCCAUUUCAGCUACAAGUUUAUUAUGUUUUAUUCUCCGCCGCUGUUGGAAUUUGUAUCGUUUUUUAUAUUUUGGAAAAGGUUAACCCGGUAAAUAAAGACAACACACAUCAUAAAACUUCGCCAGCAACGGAAUUUGUGGGUGUAUCCAACCUGUUUUUAUCAGUAGCUGGAUGUCUGUUCUUAGGAGGUGAUGGUAUUCGUCCACGAACCUGGACCGGUAGGGUUCUGACGUUUUCCUUAUGGUUGUUUUGUGUGGUGAUAGCAGCGACUUAUUCUGGUAACCUAACGGCUUCCCUUUCUGUUAGGCGGGAGAAGAAACCGUUUAACAGUCUCGAAGAGAUGGUAGAACUUGAGGGAUGGAAAUGGGGUGUCCAUCCGUCCACCCUGACGGCUGCGUUAUUGAGAGAAGCCAAACGGGCUGACAUGCGGAAAGCUUGGAAUAAAAUACUCGAAUUCAAUAAGUCCGACCCCGGUGUGCUUUCAACAAGUGCUACAGAGCACAUUGACCGAGUUACAAAAGGGAAAUAUGCUUAUAUUUCGCUAGACCCUCUUCUGUUUAAGCUCUCGCGGAAUGACUGUACAUUUGACACAAUUACAAAUGUACUGGCAACACAACAUGUUGCCCUCGCUCUUCCUACAGAUUCUCCUUUGACGCCCGAAAUUCAGCGUUUUAUGUUUCAUUUAUUUGAUGGAGGUGUUCUAAAAAGAUGGGAGCAGGCUCGAUAUAAGGACCAACGCCCUAAAGAAUGUCUUCAUUCAGAUAGUACGGAGCUGAAGGCCAUGUAUUUAGACGAUAUUAAAGGGGCAUUUGCGGCUUUAGGAUUUGGUGUAGUAUUUGCUUUGUCUGUCCUCAUUUGUGAAAAUACACUCCGGCUCUUUUCCAAACUUAAAGGGGCAUAACAAUAGAUAUUAAUUUCUGUGUCUGUUUCACUCAGGUUAUUCGAAAUCCUUUAAGAACCACUUCCGAAAACCAACGUUUCAUUGAAUAUUUUGACAAAAUUCGUUAAUGUGGCUAGCUUCCCUUCAAGUUGAAAUUCAUGUACUGUGCAAACCAAAAUCCUUUAAGAACCACUUCCGAAAACCAACGUUUCAUUGAGUAUUUUGACAAAAUUCGUUAAUGUGGCUAGCUUCCCUUCAAGUUGAAGUUCAUGUACUGUGCAAACCAAAAAAGGAAUUUACAUGAUUAGUUACUUGCUUGCUAUUGUUUUAAACUCUAUUAUCAUAAAUUAAUUGACUGUAGAUGAUGUCAGCUGAAUAAAAAUUUAUUGGUUUAGUUAUGUAAACUGUUUGUUAAACAUUGCGUUUAUCUCAUUUUUAAAAAAUAAAAAUACAUAAAUGUCAAAAUU
Messenger RNA from Patella vulgata (common limpet), 3128 nucleotides. RefSeq names its product glutamate receptor ionotropic, kainate 2. Gene Ontology annotation, molecular function: glutamate-gated receptor activity. Bases 727 to 2682 code for a protein of 651 amino acids. The transcript has 2 exons. NCBI's taxonomy places the organism in Eukaryota, Metazoa, Mollusca, Gastropoda, Patellidae. Gene Ontology annotation, cellular component: membrane. The record is from RefSeq and is a predicted model, not a curated record.